AUGUCUAUGCACGUUUCCUGGUUGGAAUCGCUACCGAAUGAGCUUAUAGAUGAGAUUAUCUCAUAUCUAUUGGCCACUUCUCCAUCCCACACCAGUAUACACCAACCCCCUAGUACUCGUAUUGCUAAAGGUGGAAAUCGAUGGCUUAAAAAUCUCUCGCGCUCCUCGUCCCGGAUCCUCGAGGUUGUGCGACCCCGACUCUUUUCGCAUGCCUGCUUUAACUUGACGGACGUCGAGGACUUUCUUUCUUUUGUAUCGACAUCAGACCUGCAUCGUCACAUCACGUCGAUCGUGGUGAGAGGGAGACACUCCCCAAACAAUGCGGAGGAUCCGUUUUGGUGGCGUCAGGUACUCCGCUGCCUCGAUCCGCAGCGUGUAACCGUCCUCGCACCCCCUUCGUUCAUUGGCAUGAUGCUGGGCGCCAAAAUCUACGACGGACAUAGCUGGGCCUUUGAUGUGCCUUUUCAGAUUGUCCAGCUUGAACAAGACUCGCACUCUGGUGCUUUUGAGCGAUUCCCUCAGAUGGAGGAAUGCUCAAACCUACUGGAAGCCCGAAGAUGGUCAUCGAUGGUGUUUAAUGAGUCAUCGUCCCUUAAAGUGUACAAUCACUACGAAUACUAUUUGUUUCAGGUCCCUUCGAUUUUCAGUAAAUGGGGCACCAUGGCAUCUAUCCGACCCCUCCAGGACCAGGAAUCUCUAUCUAACUUGUUUAAGAAUCUAUCAUCUUUCCGAUACACAGCCGUGUUUCCAUUCUAUAACCAUGUGAAGCUCGUGCUUAAUGCGGUGGAAUUGAUGACGAACUUACGAUCACUCAGUUUCCAGCUAGCGCCUUGUGCGAACGACAAGGCAACGGAAAUAGAGCAGCGAGGCUCGAUGGAUCCUAGCGAUCCAUGGAUGGAACUUGCCACAGGAUACUCUCUCAUCGCAUCUGCAGUGAAGGAUAUGGGUGACAAGGGCCCUCUUUGUCAAUUCACUGCGUGUGACUACUCUUUCGAUGCCCUCCGGACUGAGCUAUCUACCAUACUUGGAGAGGUGCUGGACGGCAGCGAAUGGGUGCAUGAUGGUUACGGUACUUGGAAUCGACAGGCUAUAGAUCCAUCCGAUUCAAGAAAUUGCUCGAUGGCGAUAGUCAAGGGUAAUCACUCCUUGCCUUUCCAUGUACAUCCCCAGCAAAAACCACAAUCAUGGAACUCUGCGUAG
Aspergillus tanneri is the source of this 1200-nucleotide messenger RNA. Its product is annotated as F-box domain protein. The record is from RefSeq and is a predicted model, not a curated record. Bases 1 to 1200 code for a protein of 399 amino acids. Lineage: Eukaryota; Fungi; Ascomycota; Eurotiomycetes; Eurotiales; Aspergillaceae. The transcript has a single exon.